UGGCGCAAUCCCGACUCAAGAGUUUCGGGUGACAGUGGAAGCGAGUAGCCACGGGAUCUAAGAAAGAGAAGACAGCGAAGACAAGAGAGCAAUUGAGGUCAGAAGAAGCCAUGGAGGGGAUGGCCUAACCAAAGAAGUGAUGCUCCAACAGCUGAAUGAAUGUGCACAAAUUCUGAGCUUUAAUCAACCUACCGAAUACCGAGGGACUCAAACCCAAGCAAACCAAAGCUUUUCUCUAUACCAAAGCGAACAGAAGCCCUUCCGUCACCUGCAGUGUCUUUCACAGUGUCAAAAAAUGAAGAGGGAUAGCACACAGGGAGAUAUGAGCGCUUGGAGGGAAAUGGACUUCGCGCUCAACUGUACCUACAUUGUACCGGAUCAGGUGUCAAACCCAAGUUUCAAUCUACCACAAGCCAUGACUUCCAUUCCACGCAAUUUAUCUUUUGAAUACAACAAAGAUAACGAGGUGAAUGGUGUGUUCAGCAAAGAGUACAUUCCUCAGGGGACUCGAUUUGGACCCCUGCAAGGAGAUAUCUACACCAAAGACAACGUCCCCAAACAGGCGAACAGAAAAUACUUCUGGAGGAUUUAUAGCAAUGGGCAUCUGCAGAACUUCAUCGAUGGCUAUGAUGUCCACAGGAGCAACUGGAUGCGUUACGUCAACCCGGCACGAUCUCUGACCGAGCAGAACCUGGUGGCGUGCCAAAAUGGUCGGGAUAUCUACUUCUACACAAUUCGGCCUGUGGAGACCAAACAGGAGUUGCUCGUGUGGUACAGCCAGGAGUUUGCCCAGAGGUUGUGCAGCCAGCAGGACAAUAGCAAACACAAAAACAUCAAUGUUGAUGAUGAGCAAGAGAACGCCAAACAGCACCUUGCUCAGCAGACGUGGCCCAAGGACAGGAUGAAGGAAGAGGUGAAAGAGGAGAGAAAGGAUGACGAAGUGGAUGUGGAGAUGUUGGGGAGAGACACCCCUCCUGAUACUCCUGAUGACCAAAUCAUGGAUUUCAGCAAAAAGAUUGAAAAAGAGGAGAAGAUCGACAGGGAUCCAGAGGAUUGUGGGUUCAUUCCAUGCCCUCAGCCUGAACAAAGAGGACUAGGCCAUGGAAUGAAUCCUCCUUACUUACCAGAACACCUCCCUGCACUAUCGUCUGAUCAACGAAAUCUUCCCCUCCACCUCCAUGGCCUCUACGGCCACAGGGAAGGGCUGGUGUCAUCUUACCCGCUUUACCCUCAAUCUAGACCCCUGCAGCCCACCUACCAGCUCCUUCCUCCCUUCACCUCACACUAUCCUCGCCUCCUCCUCCCGUCAUACUCCCCUCCAUUUCCUGGAAUGCUGCAGUCCAGAGGACCCCUCCGGUACGGCAGCUAUCUGGGCACAGAUGGAAUCCCAUAUACUCCCCUGAGCAACACUAAUCUACUCUCAAUGUCCUUGCCGUACCAGUCAUCCCCACAGGGUGGUCUGAAAGAAUUAACCCCUAAUGUGUCACCACCAAGAGGUGCCCCAGCGACACCCGAGCUCUCUCCUCUUCCCAAGCCAAUGAGCCAGCUUCCCUCACCUGAACAUACUUCCUCUGGCUGCGAGGAGGCAAUGAACCUAACAUUGGACAUUACCAAAGGCAGCUCAGGGUUCCGCAAUCGCCCUGGGCACAAAUCCUUGCCCUAUCCAUUGAGAAAGCAGAAUGGAAAAAUCAAGUAUGAAUGUAACAUCUGCUCAAAGACGUUUGGACAGCUUUCUAAUCUCAAGGUUCACCUCCGAGUGCACAGUGGUGAGAGACCUUUCCAGUGUAACUUGUGUAAAAAGAGUUUCACUCAACUGGCCCAUCUACAGAAGCAUCACCUCGUCCAUACAGGGGAGAAGCCACAUGAGUGUCAGGUGUGUCAAAAGCGCUUCAGUAGCACCAGCAACUUGAAAACUCACCUUCGACUCCACUCUGGGGAAAAACCUUACCAGUGCAAGCUGUGCAGCACCAAGUUCACUCAAUACAUCCACCUCAAACUGCACCGCCGCUUACACAGCAGCCACGACCGUCCUUACCACUGUCAGCUGUGCGCCCAGACCUUCUUCCACCGUUUCUCCCUUCGCAUCCACCAACGCAGCUGCUGCACGGCCAAUUCCGGCACACCCGUCAAUGUCCACAUGAAAGAAAUGCUAGAGCGCUUCGAUGCAAGCCAGGAGGCCGACACGCUCACGGAAACUGCAUCAGCGCCACAGGUGGAGGAGGCUGUGGAGAGAUGGCUUGCUCGUACUUUGGAAGGCGAGGGGAAGGAAGACCAGAAAGAGGCCACCUUUCUGCUGAAAGCUCUGACUGUGGCUAUUAACGCACCUGUAGGCCAAUCAGCACCGCCUGUUUCCCAACACAGCUCUCCAGCAGCCUAUCAGGAAAGAGCUAGCGUCGUCCAUCUCCACAAGCGUUCAACAGUGAAAUUGGAGGGUCAGUGAGAUACAACGGAACUAAACCUUGAAAGGAACAAAGGAGAUUUAAAGAUGGACAAUACCACAAAUAGAGAAACCAAUGUCGCCAAAAGUAGCCUCUGUUUUGACUGAAGACACAGCAGGAUUUUUUUUUUUUUUUAUAUAAAUGUGAGCAGCACCAAAAUAAGAGCAUUCCAAAGACUGGACUUAGGGACAUGAUAUUUUAUUACACAUACACAGACUCUGCUUCCUCCCAAUUAAUAUUAUAAAAAUGGAAAACGGAGGAUCUUGUUAAGCUGUGAAGUAAAUUACUUUUACUCAGGUAGAUUUUUUUUUUUGUUAACUUAUGUUUUUCAUCUGUUUAGAGAUGUUUAUUUAUUUAGCUGUUUUAUUGUUUAAUUGAGGGUAGAUUUUAAAGACUCAGGAACUGUAACAAUAAUGUCUUAGUUUAUCAUGCUUGGUUUAUUUUGCGUCAUAUGUUUUUGUGUGUCCGGCAGAUAUUACUUUCCCAUUUAUUAAUUUAUUUAUUUAUGAUGAAAAGGGUAAAAUCUGCUAUGUUUAAUUUGCAUGUUAAUGAGAAUUUGCCAAAACAUAUAUAACAACAUGGUUUUCUAGAUUCAUUUAGCAACACUAAGACAUUGUAGACCAAACCAAAUCACCAAACGAAACAAAAUAUAGCCUAAAACAGUUUUUGAUUGAUUCCAUAAAUACUGUAUACCAUUAUCUCCUACUCUAAUGCUUUCAGUCCUAACUUAUUGAUGACUCAAAGUAGAUAUCUGUAGCUUUGCAGUGUUUUUUUUUUCCCCAGGUGUUACACACAAAACUUUAUUUAAUUGUCCAAUCAAAACUGAAUCCAAAUCUUUUUUUAGGUGGUACAAAUAGAAUACAGUAGCUGAUUCUAUACAUCUGUGGUUUUUCACAUUGGCAAUAAAGAUAAGUAACAAAACAGCAGUUUACCAUCAGCAGAGAAACCAGAAAAAACAAGGCUCUGGUGGAAACCAGAGCCUUACAUUUGGGAAAUGAAACCACAAAAUUAACACUGUACGAGAUUAGACCCUGUAGUUUAUUUUUUGGAAACAGGUUUGAGAUUGUAAGAAUUUAUAUGACUGAGAUGAGACUAUUUUGAUCAUACUUUUAUACGAUGUAGCAUAAUAAAGAUAUUGUUUCUACAGUA
Phycodurus eques (leafy seadragon) is the source of this 3587-nucleotide messenger RNA. RefSeq names its product PR domain containing 1b, with ZNF domain (gene prdm1b). The record is from RefSeq and is a predicted model, not a curated record. Gene Ontology annotation, molecular function: RNA polymerase II cis-regulatory region sequence-specific DNA binding; DNA-binding transcription repressor activity, RNA polymerase II-specific; histone deacetylase binding. Gene Ontology annotation, cellular component: nucleus; cytoplasm. Gene Ontology annotation, biological process: cell fate commitment; regulation of transcription by RNA polymerase II. The coding region runs from base 140 to 2440 and encodes 766 amino acids. NCBI's taxonomy places the organism in Eukaryota, Metazoa, Chordata, Actinopteri, Syngnathiformes, Syngnathidae. The transcript is spliced from 7 exons.